GUGAGAGGAGCCUCCCUGAAUGGAUUGACAUAAGAGGGAUUUACAUUUUAACGGGUGUCGUGCUCCGCAAAGACUACACGGUGCACGUUUAAAAAACCAACUCGAUGUGUGUUCACGUCGGUGCUCGUAUCAUGUCCAAGUGUCACCGUCGCGAGAGGAUUGAACUUGCCAGCAGUCUAUAUUUGCCGAGGAGGCAAUACAAGGUCUCGCUGUCUCGCUGGAGCGGAGUAUUAUUAGCAGUUUAGACAGUGCAACUGUCUCUCUCUGGUCAUGCACUGCAAUUACACAACAGUCAAACCAUCCUAAUUUCCAGUCCAAGAAAUAAAACACUAAAGAGGGAGAAUUUUUAGAGACAAAAAGUUGCUAAGCAAAAGAUAAUUAUUCACCUGGCUCCCAUGCUGGCUGCCAUAAAUCCGCUCCUCCACACCCUCAGCCAUGCCUGCUACUACAAAACCCACCAGGAGACAGACACCUGCUCAGAGAAAAAAUGCCCAGAAAGUGAAUGGCACCAAGAGGAAAACCUGUAACUCAAAUAAACCCCAAGGAAGAGCCACAGAGAGGCCCCAGAAAACACCUGCAGAACCAAAAAGGUCAACAGCCAGAGCCCAGGCACAGUCAGGCCGAAGCCCCCGUGGAAGAGGGGUAAGUGGACCUGCUGAACAGGGCCCCGGGAGGUCCUCUGGUACAGUUAACCAUGCCCUAAAUGUAACAGGAUCUGCAAGGCUUAGACGGCCGAGCAAUCUGCCUGCCCACUGUGGCGAGUUACAAGGCCCCCUAGGGCGAAGAACGUCCCUGCGGGGCACGCGUGUGUCUGUUACCCCCUGCCAGUCUCCUAAACUUUGCAGACAAGGGAGAAACAGCAGGGGGAGCGCAGGGAGACGAACAGCAUCACAGCACAGAAACACAAGAAACCAUCCCUCCAGCAGCAGUAUCAACGAUUCGACUCCUGACGAGGAAAAUGACAAACUGGACUCCUGUGAUGUUGAAGAAAUCCUUCCGGUGUCUCUUAGAACCGAUUUUAAAGUUCCUGCGAGUAUCAAAGAUCAGAAUGAAGGAAUUAGCAAUGCUAAAGAGGGCAGCCCCCUUAAAGCAGAUUCACCACCGUGUAACAACACACUGGAAGACUGUGUGCAGUUUAACUGUGACAGUACUAUAACCCAGCAAGACAAAAAGACUGUCAGCCACAACAGUGAAGGUAUCCUGAAGUGUGUGACUGGGGUCCCUGUGUGUGAUGAUGUUGAUGGACAGCUAAAACUCUGCAGUGACAGAAGUAAAGACAGCCCCUCUGAGCCCUCUGCACUAACGAGUAUUGGCUCACCAGGGGUGCAGGGUAGCAGCGAGGGGAAUGACACUUCAUCUAUCCGUGGAAAUAAGCUUGAUCAUCCCGGCAGUGAUGUUAAGCUAAAUGAUGUGUGCACUUUCCGUCAAGAGGAAGGUAACAUGUUGGACUUGAAAGAGAAUAGGACAGAUGAAAGAGUGAUAGUUGCCACUGAGAGAAAAGAGGAGAUCAAUCAUGAGAGAAGAGAGAGUUUAGAGGCAGAGAAAGCAGUUGAGAGACAAAAUGAGACUGUGGAAGAUAUGGAGGAGGUUGCUGAGAGGCUGGGUUACUGUGAGGGAGUAGAGCAAGGGAAAAAAGAAAAGGAGAGUGAUGUAUGCAUCAGUCCUACUGACCUCCACCCCAGCACUCCAGCUUCUCAACCUCCAGAUCCUCCUCACUCUAACAAUGUGCUGACAGCACAGUCACAAUCACCUGUAAGUGUGCUACCAGUCUCCAACACAGCUACCUCAAAUCCCACCAAAGCCCCCUCCACCUCAGAGUCACUUGAACUAGAGGUUCUGAGUCAGGGUAAGACAGACAUGCAACCUACCAUUCACGGUGCUAAACCUCACUUUCCAGGGUUCUCAGCAGUCUCUGAAACUGCCCUGACUGUUGUAGUGAAAAGAAACACGCCAGUCAUUAUCCAUAGUGACUCCCUCAAACCUAGAAGCUUGAGCGAUUCGAGCCAGGGGGAACCACACCACCUGCAAAGCCUGGACAUCCCUUCUCCUCAGGGAGAAAGACAAGCAUGCACACCAGCAGAGACGCAGACCAAAGAUAGUGAAUCCAAUCCAGAGCCAUUGGAGUUCCACAGCCAGAAAGAGACAUCCUUGCUGUCAUUGUCACUAGUUCCUCAGUCAAGCACAGAUGAUUUUACAGCCGAGUGUGAACCAAACCUCAGCCAGGACAGCGUUGUGGUAGCAGUGACAGAUUCAGUGCCAAAGAUCUCGACUCCUUCUCUGGAUAGUAGCUCCACCAUGUCCUGCAGCUCAGAAAGCACUCGCUCCUCUUUUUCUUUUGACACUGAAUCAGAGGCAGGCUAUGGAGAGCCCAGCCCUUCUAUUCUACAAAGAUCCUUGGGGCCAGAGGGGGCCUGCUUGCCCUCCAAGGCAGCUCCAAAACCGCAGAAGAAAGAGAGGAAGAAGCGGAGCAGGUGUGCGACAUGCGAGCCGUGCCUGAGGAAGGUCAACUGUGGCCAGUGCAGCUGCUGCCUAAACCGCAGGACUGGCCACCAAAUCUGUAAGCUGAGGAAGUGUGUCGAACUGAAGAGGAGAAGACCUUCAUCUCUGCUCAAACUCUCUGCUGCACAGGUGGUUCCAGAAAGUGGGUCGGUAAAUGGCAAAGGCAAGGCACAGAUGGAUGACACCCACAUGGCAGCAGAGGAGGAUGAGGGGGAGGAAGGCCACAUACCUCAUACACAAUCUCCCCCCAUCAACCACUCGCUCACCCACAACCUGGCCUUGGACCAAGUCGGACGGCCAGCACUUACUAAAAGAGAGCCUGGGCUGGAGCUGACCAGCAUUGCACUUCACCAACACGUAUGCUCUUCUGUGACUUUUCAGAAUGGUUCUGCUGAGAACCUGACAAAACCUAACGGUGCUAACAUGACCACUGGGUCACACUCUGAUCUGAAGUCUGCAUUUAAAAGAACUAUGAUGGCAUCAGAGCCUCAAAGGACUAUAAUAGCUGCAAUCCCUAAGGACUGCUCUGAGAACGGACCCAAGACUCCUCCAGGUGACAUGUCAGUUCCACUAAAGAAGAUCAAGCUGAAGGAGCCAUGGGUGUGGAUCACUGAACAGGCCACCACACAGCUGAGUGAUGAAGAUGAGGUCUGCGAAGACCCGCUGUCCACGCUGGCGGCUGUGGUGUGUCUUUCCGUAACAGAGAGGAAGGGAUUGGAGGAGAAACUUUUCUGCUCACGUUCUUCCAUUCUUCGCUCCAUCAAAACAGAGCCACCAGAUUUGCACUUCGUCAAAAAAGAGCCAGAGGACUUAAAGAAUGACUUGUGUCAGAAAAGCACUCCUGUUAGCCUGCAAAGGACUCCCCAGCCUAUUCAAAGUGAACCUCCUCCAGGUAUCUUGCUACCAAGCGUGCAGUCUUUGGCAGAGAGAAGAAAUCUUAGUUUUGAUCAGGCUAUUGCUAUUGAGGCCUUGACUCAGCUGGCAGCUAUACCUGAAAGCACCCCAGGGUCCAUUAAAGCUGAAAGUAAGUGUGAACAUACCGUGUCUACUGCUGCACCAUUUUUAACCUGCAAUACAAAUACAAGCCUGCAAGAAGCCAAACCCACAGCGGCUAUCCACUACAAUAAAGUCUCUGUCAUAAGCUCACCACUACACCCGACAUCGGUCAUACGUCCUCCAGUGGCCAGACAAGGGAAUGUCAUUCAGUGCUCCCGGGGGUCGAACUCUAACACAAAGCUAUCUCUGCAAGAUCUCUUAGAAGCCAGCUCAGAUAGUGAUAAAGUGCCCUGUAGGAGGACAGAACAGGGCUUUGGUUCUCGUGUCAUCAAGUCUGAAUGCAACUAUAAAGAUCCCACUGACAUGAAGUUCAGUAAGGAUCAUGAGCGGUUGUUUGGGGAGGACAGAGACAGGGUUGGUAAAGCAAAGAGAAACAAAGAUGAGGAGGAGGUGGCAGCUCAGCUGGCAGAUCUGGCCUUCAUCAUCCAGUCCCGACACAGCCAGCAGUCAGAGAACAACCCUCCAAAAGGUACACCUGUGUCGGCCAUCAAAUACAACUACAACUCCCAGAUACCCCCCAGUCAGAAAAAGACCCUCAUAAAAAAAACAAAAGCUACACCCUCCAAACUCAGAAAGAAGAAGAUAAAUGAUGGACUACAUGAGGGAAUCGGCCGCAGGACCCCCCUCUCAAAACGCAUGCCAAAUGGAGAGACACCCCAAAGGAGCAGAGGCCAGAAGAUUCUCCCACAGGGGAAAUCAGGCCUACACCACAAGAGGAACCUGUUUCUGCCUCAGGCUCAAAUUGACCUGAAGAGAUAUUUGGCUGAGGCUCAGGAGGAAAGGAGGCAAUUCAUCCAUCACAGUUACACACACAAUGAAGCCCUCGUAGGGCCACAGACUCAGAACUGCAGCACUCUCACAAGGAUCAACCAAACUCGUUGUCAAGAAAACCAGCCAUGGUCCCUUUCAAAUGGUCCACUCCACCAACACAAUCCAUGCAAUGGUCAUGCUGUAGGACCAGAGCAAGAGUGCGAAUUGUUAUCUCAGGUAGCACAGCCCUGUGGUGGGCUGCAGCACGGUGCUGAUCCUAACACCAGCCCAGCCAAUACCACUUUCCUCAGCCACACCACUGGGCACCAUGGUCUGGCUAACGGCUUCUCAGGGGCUCGACAGUCCCCUCCUCCAAGCCAGCAGGGCUACUACAAGCUGGAGAGGUCAGGACCUGUCACUGUCCUGUCCACGGCUACUGAUGGGGAUCUGGGCCACUCUGCAGAGUCAACUCCAUCCAAGAACAGCAUCAACAGCUUUAUGGAGUCUCCAAUGAGUUUUCUGGAUACCUCAACCAAGAACUUGCUUAAUAUACCUUCCAAAAAACUGGCUGAUCUUCCAUCCUGUCAAUGCAUGGACCAAAUCAUUGAAAAGGAGGAAGGCCCAUACUAUACUCACCUUGGGGCAGGACCUAGUGUUACUGCUGUGAGGGAACUGAUGGAGAACAGGUAUGGUGCCAAAGGAAAUGCAGUAAGGGUGGAAGUUGUUGUGUAUACUGGGAAAGAAGGAAAGAGCUCCCAGGGGUGUCCAAUAGCUAAAUGGGUGAUACGGCGUGGCAGUGAAGAGGAGAAGUUGCUGUGUUUGGUCCGCCAGAGGCCAGGGCAUUACUGCGACACCGCCGUGUUGGUGAUCCUCAUCCUGGCUUGGGAGGGAAUCCCUCGGCCAGUGGCGGACCACCUCUACCAAGAACUCACCGAGCAACUUUUUAAAUACGGCUCACCCACCAGCCGUCGCUGCGCCCUCAACGAAGAUCGUACGUGUGCAUGCCAGGGUCUGGACCCAGACACAUGUGGAGCUUCAUUUUCCUUUGGCUGCUCCUGGAGUAUGUACUUCAAUGGCUGUAAGUUUGCCCGCAGCAAAGUGCCCCGCAAGUUUCGCCUGCUUGGAGACUACCGGGAGGAGGAGGAGAAAAUAGAGAACAACCUUCAGAGUCUUGCCACUGACCUUGCACCACUCUACAAAAGGCUGGCUCCUGAGGCCUUUCAAAACCAGGUGGAACAUGAGGAGGCAGGGGGUGGAUGCCGGCUAGGAAAGAUGAAGGGACGUCCGUUUUCUGGGGUCACAGCCUGUGUGGAUUUCUGUGCUCACGCUCACAAGGACACUCACAACAUGAAUAACGGCAGCACUGUGGUUUGCACUUUAACCAAGGAAGAUAACCGUGCAGUGCGUAAUAUACCAGAAGAUGAACAGCUCCAUGUUCUGCCACUUUACAAGAUCUCUGACCGGGAUGAGUUUGGUCAGGUUGAGGGCCAGUGGGCCAAAAUCCAAAGUGGUGCACUGCAAGUUCUGUCUUCCUUUCCCCGAGAGGUGCGUCUAUUGGCUGAGCCAGUGAAAUCAGCUCGUAAGAUAAGGCAAGAAGCUCGUCUGAAGGCUCAAGCAGAGAGACUGGAGAAGAAGCUCGGGCUGACCCCUCUCACUCCUGGGAAACUGAAAAGUGAAACCCCCAACAAAGAGCCACAGGGCUACUACAGCUCAUACAGACUACUACCCAGACCUUCCAGCGUUGGAAGGUAUCUACCGGAGAGGAAUCAACACAGCACUUACAGCCAGAGCACCAGCAGCUACCCCAUUCCAGGUGCAGGAGUCACCCCACAGGGGGAGGUCAUCUCCCCCAACCACCACAGCCUGCCUGGCCUCAUGUUUGGACAGAUUGGCUCAGCUCUCAGUUAUAAGACUAUGAGUGACAGUGUGAAUGGUUAUUCUCCAGCAUCUGGUGAACAGAGUGUUCAGUCAGAACAUAUACCUCCACAUAAUGCCCUUAGUGACUUCCCCUGUACUUUUAAAACUGAGCCCAACGCGAUGCACUGCUCUCCUCUGCGCAGACCCUCCCCCAGUGGGAGUGCUCCUCCUCCCUCCUCCUUCUCCCCCAGACCUACCUCUGAGGGCCUCUUCAGCAGGCUCAAUGGACUCCACAGGGCUGCAGGAGAUGUCGCGGCAGAGGUCAGGGGUCAUGGCCUCCCUCCGCUCUCAUCUCUCCCCCUUCCCCUACAGACUCCUCCACUUGAACCAGAGGAAGUUAAACAGGAAGAGGUGUGGUCAGACAGCGAGCACAAUUUCCUGGACAAUGACAUAGGCGGAGUCGCUGUGGCACCGUCACACGGUUCCAUCCUGAUAGAGUGUGCACGGCGGGAGCUCCACGCCACCACCCCUAUCCUCAGACCAAACCGCAGCCACCCGACCCGCAUCUCCCUGGUCUUCUACCAGCACAAGUCUCUAAAUGAGCCAGGCCACGGGAUGGCUAUGUGGGACGCCAAAAUGGCCAAGAGGGAACGGGACAGGGAGGAGGAGGCUGAGAGAUUAAGGAUGGAGGACAGCCUGAGCAGUGUGGGGAAGAACGGCAAAGGAGCUGGAGGUGUGGAGCUAGAGGAGGAUACAGGGGAGGAGGCAGAGGAGACAAGGAGGAUGAUGAAUGUCCCCACACGCCAAGCGUGGACUCUCCCGAGGGAUGGUGUCAUCACCGUGUCCCCUUAUGCUCUUACCCAAGUGACGGGCCCCUACAAUCGCUGGACUUAGUCAACAUGUUUUACACAGAAACACACACACACACACACACACACACACACACACACAAACACACGUACACACAUACAGAAAACUCCUACACCCUGUGCUUCUGCCUUACCUCAACCACCUUCAAACUGCUACUCUCAUUUUUACGUCGUUUUCAUUGUGCUUUUCUAAUAUCUGUUUGUUCACUUUGUCCUUCUUCGUCUCUGCCUUCAAAGUGAUGAGGAAGACCAAAGUUUGUUGGCUUUUAACUGUGAGUUUCGGUGUUGGUUUUUAUUGUAAAGAGAUGGUGCUUUGAAGCAUUUUAAAGACGUUUUUAAACUGGUUUUAUAUACAUGAUUAAGAACAAAAAGAUGUGAUUAUUUAUUGUGAUCAUAACGAUUUCUAUUUAAUUCCUGGUGUAAGCCUGUUUACUGCAAGAUUUCUAUGAUAACCUGCAUUAUGUGUUGAUGCUCAGAAUUUAUGUUGUACAGUAGGACUUUACUCUUUAUUUCAGCCAAUAGUUCUCUUUUCAUAAGAUGAAUCUUAUUGGCUUUUACAUUGGUGCCAUUGUCACUGUAACCUUUGUUAAGCAAACUCAUUAUAUCACAUAAUGUAGAAAAUAAGUCUAAUGUUGUGCAUAUAUUUACUACAGAUUGUCACAUGUAGCAUCGUGCUUUUCCUUCUGCUGCCUCUGACUUCUGUUGGCAGUUGAUGAAAGAAUUGUAUUUCAUUGGUUUGUUUUUUUGCUUUUCUUCUCUACGUCUGGAUGGUUUGUCUUUUCUUCACAGAUAUGUAUGGCAUAUUAAGAAGCACUUUUUUAUUUUCCUAAACUUAACUUGAAAAAGGUCCCAAUCCAUAGGCCUGAAUAUGUAUGUACAGAUAGAGAUAUAUAUUACAGUUUAGCAUGAACCCUGUUUUAUUUUUACAGUUUUUCUGAAUUUAUUUGAUUUUCAUUUGGUUGAAAAUGACAUACAUAUCUAAGGAAAUUCAAAACUUAGCAUAAUGAUGAAUCAUAAAAUGCUGCAACAGUGAAGUGCUUAUCAUUAUUGGCACUUAACUUGUGUUCACCUUCUGGAAAAGGAAUUCAAAAGUCUUUCAUAGGGCAUGAGUGUGAUUAUAGGAUUUCAAAAACUUACUGUACAUUUUAAUGGUGCUAAUGAGACCUCUUUUUUUUCAGAAAUCACAAAGUGUCAGACAUGUUAACAAAAUAUUACCAGUUUUUUAUAUCCAUACUCUGGAUUUGAUGACAAAACUGUAUUAGCCAAUGCUGAAUAAUUGAACUAUUUCUUUUUUUUUUUUUGCCUCCUCUCUGCUUUUGUUGGAAAACCACUCAAACAUAAGAUCCCACUCAGACAACUGCCUAAGAUCAUUUCGGGUGCUCGACCCUUGUGAAGACUUUGUUUACAGAUAACUUUUUUACAGGGUCUGAAUAAGGGGGUUGGUGUCAACUCCUGGUGAAUCAGGAUUUGUAUUAUUUUUUUAUUUUUUAUUUUUUUACCCAUGAAAGAGAAGCUUUUCAUCGAUGAAUUUUCAGCACAACCGAUAAAGACCUUUCACUGAUAUUCACAUUAACACUGGUGGUAUAACAUUUCCUAUGAGAAACAUUUUGGUCUUUUACACACUUUGAUUUCCUUUUGGUGCUAAUAGGACAAGACGUCAAGGUACAUUCAUCAACUUAACCUGGUUAUAUGCUGAACAGUGAUGGCAUGGUGCUUUUUGAAACUCAGCACACACUGAUCUGACAUAUGAUUCAAUACAAAGGUAAUUUUAUCAUUUCUCUGGAUGUUUACUGGCUGACCACAGACUAAGCGGUAUUGGUAUUACACUUUCAAUCAUGUUUUUCUUUUAUCAGUAAAAAAAAGCAAAUUAUUGUCCAGAUAGAGCUCAAACGUCUUCCACAGAUAAUCCGACUCUCCAGCAAUUCUCAAAAAUCACAACAUACACACAAAAUGAAAUGAAUGUAUUAAGUUUUUAAAAUCAGUUCAUUUAUAGGUAACAUUUUUGAACGUCACAUGAAAAAGUUACAGUUUUAAAUGUUUCUUUUGAUUUACUGUGGGGGACGUUCUUAGUCCACACUGAAAGUCUAUGUAUCAACAAGGAAACUAACAACCAGCACCAGCAUUCAAAAAUCUGAAAAAAAAAAACAAAACAAAACUUUUAUUAGUAAAAAAUGUGUAAAUAUGUAGGUUAACCAUAUUGUUUUUACUGUAUUGUUAAUGGUGUUUAGACAAUGGAUGAUCUUGCUUAUUUUGAAACUGAAUUACUGUACGUUGCUGAAAGUAUAUCCAGUUUAGACUUGAGAAGAGACUAAAUUUAGCAUUCCUUUUAUGGAUGGCUGAUCUCUUUCGGGAUUGUGAAAUAAAGUCAUAUUUAUAUUU
Xiphias gladius (swordfish) is the source of this 9410-nucleotide messenger RNA. RefSeq names its product tet methylcytosine dioxygenase 1 (gene tet1). The coding region runs from base 436 to 7056 and encodes 2206 amino acids. Gene Ontology annotation, cellular component: nucleus. The record is from RefSeq and is a predicted model, not a curated record. Gene Ontology annotation, molecular function: DNA 5-methylcytosine dioxygenase activity; zinc ion binding; DNA binding. NCBI's taxonomy places the organism in Eukaryota, Metazoa, Chordata, Actinopteri, Istiophoriformes, Xiphiidae. The transcript is spliced from 12 exons. Gene Ontology annotation, biological process: oxidative demethylation; positive regulation of transcription by RNA polymerase II.